CUUGGUGAUAUUGAACAGUCUGCCAUCCUCGGUUACAACCCAAGUUUAAAGCAAGAAUACAUUGAUACACUUACAUCUUACCUGAGCCCAAUCCUCCAAUCUCGUUACACCGGAUGGAAGAAAUGUUACCAGGCGACUGUUGAUGACUGGGAGCCAUCAAGCUUUCGUGUCAAAUGCACAUAUAAAGGCCCCACUGUUACUUUAGUCCGUUAUGGCAACUACACCCUCGGUGGUUACACCAAGCUUAUUUGGAAAAGUGAGUACCAGCUUUUGUUGCCCUUGCUACGUCUUUGUCAAGUGCAUGCUGACACAUUUGUCACAAGACCCAAAGAGACGAUCACGUGUACGUAUCUGCUAGCUAUCUCGUUUUAUGCAACAAGGACGUAGGGCCUAUUUCCUCAACCAAAUGUUUCUCUGUUUAUUUGAUUUUUUUGGUGGAAUUAUAUAUGAGAUUAAGUUUGGGCCCCCCUAUCUUCUUGCUGCCAGAUUGUUAGCUACGGCCCUCAGCCCUUGGGUUUCAACGCAUCCAUGUCUGCGGUUGGGGAGGGGAGAGGCAUACUUUUGUGAUUAUAUGCAUAAUUAUAUGACGCAUGCGCAUGAGAGUAUAAGCCAGAAUAAUUACUUUCUGUCCCUACUGUCACCUAGAGGGCUAUUUUAGUACAUACUGAAGUUUCCAAAUUUAGUUUCUUCAUGAAGAAAAGAGUGGCAUGAUCCUUCUUUGGUCCUAGAAUUUGCAAUGUCCUUUGCUUUUAAAAUUGCCUUUUUUGGCUAAGCUUGUUUUUGUGUGCUUAUAUGCAGCUCAUAAAAGUGAUUUUACUAAUAUUUAGUGGUUGUUCAUUUUUUUUUUGCCGCAAGGUCCGUUUUGAUUACUCUUUUCUUUUUCACUUCCAAUUUCAUAUUGUUUGUGAUCCCUAGUAGCCUAAAAAGCGGGCAAACCCUUCCUUUCUACGACCUUUCCCAACUGAAAACUAGGCAAGUUCGAGUUAAUUGCACCCUCCAGAAUACCACCUAAUGUCUAUACGGCUAUUAGCAUUCUGAUCUGUUGCUUUGAGAGCAUAAAUCGUCUUUUAAAAUGCACAACAGGUCAUUACAGUAAACGGUAAUUCUUUUAGCACGCAGUGGUCCCUGUAAAUAUAACUUGAUAACAAGAAGAAUUUUUCAAUGUUGAUAGGUGUGUAUGGAUAUUCAAGUAGUUACAAAAAAGACUCAAAGGCAUUUCUUUUUACGUUAUACAACGCUGGGGGACACAAGCCGGAAAAACUGCCGAUAAAAUCUAGCACGUACGCAAUCUAUGACAGCUACUCUUACAAUCCGACAUUUGGUGGUGGACACGAUUUACGUGUUAUCAGAUCAUCUAUAUCUGUUAAUUGCCACUCGUACGCCUGCCCACAGCAUCCAUUCGCUUCGAAAACCUCCUUCUCUGCAAAUGAAGUCGAAGUAUUCUAUGAAUCAACUCUGACAGGUAUAUUAAAUUGAUUUCUUUUUGGUUUGAGAAUAGCUAAAUAAAUAACAAAUAAGGGAAAUUAUGAACCAUCAUUAUAGAAUUCAUCGUAAUCAUAAUAGCUUUGAUUGGCUUGAAUAAGCAAGUUAAUUUAAUUUUGAUGUCAACUUUCUAUGAACAGCUCGCUCAAAUCUGUGAAUAGCAAUUUUCGCGCGUUUUGAUUGGCUCCCGUAUAUCGUUGGCUAUUCACUGUUUUGCGACCGGAGCCAAGAUGGCGCCUCGUUUCGAGACAUUUUCGGAAGACGAAAUUUGACCGAUAAAUGAAACAGUCGUACAAACAAAUACCAAGAAAGCGACGAACUUUGGCUUGUCGGUGUUUAAUGGUAGGUAGAAAAUUAUUUUCAUGUUUAAUUUGCAGCAAAAUUGUAAAAAUGCACUUGACAGAAUCCCCGAAAUGUCUGUAAUAUGUAAACAAAGUUCCUAAUAAGUGACGUUUUUAAUUUACAAAAAGUUCCUUUUUUUAUUUUUAUCCAACUGAUCUGGUGAAUACUAAAACAACUAUCGCCCUCAGGGUCGGUGAACAGCGCCUCAUAUAUAUUGCUUCGACGCUGGGGAUAGUUGUAUACUAGAAUACAAAACGAAGUAUCGUGAUAUUUUUUCAUAAAAAAAUAUCAAGGUGACUUGGUGCUUCUAAAAGAAAAUAUAAUUUUCUUUCUUCGAAACUGGCCCACAAUACGAAUUAUCAGAAAACCGAAAAACAUAAAAAAUACAGGCAACUAUUUCAUUUCUGAUGGGGUAGGGGGAGGGUUUUUGGGUGAAUUUAGUGUUGCCUGAAUUAUUUUUUUCAACGCCUUCAUUCAUCAUGAAUUUUUUUUCUGGAGCAUUUUCUUGCAACAGAUGUUUUUUUUUUCUGCCUCCAACAUGGAGAAACUUACCACUAUUCAUUAUUAUUCCAUCCAGUUUCGACAACGUUCCCAUAUCUCGGAAAGAUUUCGUGUGGGGGUGGGGACUAAGCGCAGUAAAUUAUCGCCUGCUGUAUGAGAAUUUAAUGUUGUGCUAGAAAUAGAAAAUCCCGGACUAAAAAAAAUUGGACCUACGUAAGAAAACUUUCAAAGUUUUCAUUGGUCACGAAAUUCGGGGAUUUUAUAAUACAAUGCCUCCUCAACUGCACCACUGAAAAUUUAAGAAGAUCUAUCUACGGAAUUUUAGUUUUAUGGCCGUUUUUGUGAGAGUUGCCUUGAAAUUACAAUUGCGUUUUACCCUGAUUUACACGUUUUGGCACUUUUUUUAAAAUCGCUUAAGUCUUUUUGUGUUCAGCGGCUUGUAGAAUGUAUGAAGGCGAUGUCUUUUUUAUCUCAAAAUGUCGCUUUUUAGAUUUGUGUGAGAUUUCGAAGGAGAGAAGAAAAGCCCCCGAUGUAUAGGUAGGGGCUGAAAUUCGAUUUUAAGCUAAAACAAAUGCGACGUCAUUGUAAUAUCUAUUCUGGAUCCCCCAUAUUUAAAUAGUAUCAUAGUGUUAUCAGAUGUAGUCUGUGUGUAAUACAUGUGUUAUAAUGGUUUUACAAUAAAGAUCAAUUUGUUCAAAGUAUAAGAGAUCCAAACAUGGAAAGUGUGUCUACAAAAAUACUAGGUCGAGCCACUUAAAUGUAAGAUCUUUCAUCUAUAUGAGUGUUGUUGUUUUAAGAGGUUCCCUUCCAUUUUUCUUAGACUCUGAGACUAUUGAGGACUCGGCCAUCCUCAGUUCAAACUCCACUAUGAGGCAAACAUACAUCGACAAAUUGGCAUCAUACCUUGCUCCUGUCUUACAGUCUGGAUCUACUGGGUGGCGGAAAUGUUACCAGGCAACAGUUCAUGGCUGGGAUACCAAAAAUUUCCAUCUUAGGUGCAACUACAAGGGCCCCACGGUAACUAUUGUCCGCUUUGGGAAAUACAUCUUUGGUGCCUAUGCUAGCGUUUCGUGGCAAGGUAAGCUGACAGGAGAGAAUAAUUGAUGAUGUCUGAGUUAAACUUAAUUUAACGACGUUGAGUUGCGAAGCAUGAAAAAAGAACAACAACAACAUCAAGAACAAAGUAAAACUGAAAAAAACUAUUGCAGAAACAAAAAAGGGCCGGUUAUUUAAACCAAGUUUAGACAGUGUUUAUGAAUGUCACCUUCCAACCUAUGUUUAAACUAUGAAUUCCGAUUAUUUAAUGCCGUGCAAGUAGAGGUUUCUCCAGGCCGGACGCUAUACGCUACGAAGGGAGAGAAACCGCUGCGAGCAUCCGUCUGCUUCUUUGAUCGAGCCGCCGUCAAGCGCUAUGAACGAAUAAAUUAACUUUAAACAUGUAAAUCCUGUUAGGAAGCAAGUUUAGGCUCUCGCGCAUUUGCUUACGCUUACAAUUGCUGCCUUAACGCGAGCCUGCAGUAAAUAUACAGUAUUUCUUUGGAUUAUUUAUUCCUAUCUACUUACUUUGUCAAAUGUAGGCGAUUCCAAAUGGAGUUGAAUUCCAAGGGACCAUAUCCAAGUUCAAGAGCGAAAAGGAGAAUAAACUUCGUCGUUGCUUGUUUACGUUAUCCAUAAAACGCAAAAUUAGGCAUCUUCACGUCGUAGUCGGGCAAAAAUGGCAAAGAAAUGCAAAAAUAAAAGCGUGAUGCACGUGCAAAGUUGUUUUUUUGCUUAUUAAACCUAUUGUUUCGUUGAAGUUCUCGUUGCCGUCUUCUUGUUGGAUAUUCGUAGUCAUCACGUGGGCGCGCAUGCUCGAUGGAAAAGCAAACGGUUGCUCGCGGUGGUUCGAAGCGUAGUGUCCGGCCUGGAGAAACCACUGCUCGCAGGGUAAUUAUUUAAACGCUGUUCUUUCGUAACCUUGUUUAGACCGUGUCUUAGCACCGACUAAGAAACAAUAGAAAGGUAACAUUAAACUGCUCAAAGCUUUUCCUCCACUAGACUUUCUUGCUUAACGACUUUGUAACUCAUGUUCUUUUUGGAUUGAAGUUAACUUAGACUUCGUUUAAAUAAUCGGCCCAAGCAGUUUGAAUACCUUCUAAUUUCUUCCUGAGUUUUUUAAAGUUUAAAACAAGACCUGCAAGGUUUUAUCAAGGUUAAGAUAUAAAUUUGAGCGAGAAGUGCGAUACUUUUUAGACUUGAACAUCUUCAAAAUCUCGCCUUUUUUUUUCAGCGGUAUUGCUAUAGAAUGAAAUUCGCUUUUUAAAACGCGUUGUUUGGAAAUGAUAAACAAAUAAAGCAACUACGAUAACAACGGUUGUUGAGAAUAGUUCUUUAAAUUCCUUCAUUCCUUGUGCAGCUUUGAAGUACCCAGUUGAAGCGUCUAGUUACCUGUUGUCCGAAACAAAUUUCCAAAGUUAUAACGCUAUGAGAGCAAAAUAUGUUCCAUUAGUUGUCACUAAACCAAAUUGCGAUACGGCAUAGUUGGCAUCGAUUCCUUUUACUGAAUUACUGACUAAUAAGAGUCAUUUGUAACUCAUUUACCAAAUAAUGGUUCCUUAAUGCUUCAAAUAUAAUAAGUAGGAAAAAAAAUCUCGAAAGCUCUCGUAAGCGACUUGCCCUCCAUACUUUUGUUGUAUACAGUCGGUUAUGAGAGCCCAUUCUCGUAACAGACUUGACUCCAGAGGUAGUGACUUAGUGUCUAACAUAACCGAGCGAUUUCUCACGAUCAGAUCGGCCAAGGGCUUUUGAUGCGCGAUAAGAUUUUAUACAAUGAUGCGAACUACGCGCGCUGUGAUUGGUCGUUGCUCAUGAUCUAUUACAGUGCAUUAUACAUGGAUGGCGUCAAAGAAGUUUUGUUUAACCUGGCGCGCGGUUUUAAAAAUAUUUGUGAGAUUAUUUCGGAUUGAGCAAGUGAAAGCUUCGUUAAAGUUUAGCAGGAGCUAUUUCCAAAGAAGAAAAAUGAAGGAAUGGAGACAAAAAGAGCUCUUGACAACUGGAGGAUGCCUAAACUACAAGAAAUCCUCACAACAGUUGCCAUCGCGUGUCGUCGUUAAGAGAGAUCAGAUUCACAGUUUUGCAAAAUGUUUUCGCGAUCAUUCUACUUUGAGCAAGUGAAGGCGUUGGAAAGCUUUCCAUAGAAACUGUAUACAAGUAAGAUAAAGAAGAAAACCACAUUUUGACGUCAUAGAGUUAUCUGUUACUGAACAGACCCACUACAACAUGGAAUCUACAAAGAAAAGUGAAGAAAAAAAAAGGCAUACACAAACUUGUCUCGUACCGCUUUACUUUUCGAGGAUUUGUGCUAGUUAAAGUACAUUUUAAAAGUCCCAAAGUGGUUAAUUUUCGUCUUUGCUUCUUCUUUUCUAUUAUUUUGAUAAGUAGACCAUCCGUUGAAAUGACGUUAUGGUGGAGCAAUUUGUGUUUUUUCCUUGUAGCACGCUAUUUCCCGAGAACAACUGUAAUGGAAAGGGACAAAUCUGAAAGAGUUCUCCAUGGUCUUUACUGUUAUCAAAAUGUUUAAAGCUUUGCAGUGAAACCACGCACCUGCGGCUCGUGGUUCCACUUGAGUUUUGAUCUCAAAUAUUAGGGUUUCUUUUGCUGCACGUCGAGGACCUCCUCCCCCCUCCCCCCCUUGUAAAUGUGAUUUUAACUAUUAUAUGGUGUUUAUUUUGUAAUUUUUUUUUUCUUUCAAUUACAGGUAAAAUCUACGUUUCAUGUGGAUACAGAAAAGAUACUAAAUCCUUCCUUUUCACACUGCAUAACACUAAUGGCUACUACCCGGAGAAACUGGCAUUAACGAACAGCCAAUAUGCUAUCUAUGACUGCUAUUCAUACCCUCCUAGAUUUGGAUCGGAUUUAAGGUUGGAACCAACUAGUAGGACCUCAAGUAGUGGCUGUUACGCUUAUGCUUGUGCAAGCUACCCACUUAUCUCCCCAACUUCCUUCAAACCAGACGAAAUUGAAGUGUUCAAUGAAGAAGCUCCACCAGGUACGUCUAUGAAAAUGUUUCUGAUUUAUCCCUUAUUCAAAUGCAAUACUACCUUGUUAUUAUUAUUAUUAUUGUUAUUAUUAUUAUUAUUAUUAUUAUUAUCAUUAUCAUUAUUUAGUAUGGCCUGACCAUAAGUGGAUUUUUUUGUGUGUUACAGAUAGGACAGUUUAAAUUUAUAGGGGAUCAGAAGUAAAAUUGAUUAUAAUAGCUUAAUAUGUCAGUCUGAGUCCUUUUGCUCGUGUGAAAUAAAUUUCACAUAUCUAGUUUAAGAAGCUCAUCUACCUCGAGAAAAAUGCAAAGUUUAACAUUGCAAGCUUGCAAUUUCGACACACGAAUUAGAAAGGCCAACAAAAUCCAUUGCCAGGCCCCCCUAAAUGAAUACGUUAAGACAUGAUCUCUUGGCAAUAACCUGAUCUGAGAUCAGGCCCAAUUUUAGCAGUUCUCAUAAUAAUUACAUUCUCUCUUGCGUAGUCGCGCUAAAAUUGGGCGUGAUACAAAGUCUCUCACGCAUGUGCUUGCUGCGGGUAGAUUUUGGCCGAAACGCUAAUUAGCUGUUAUAUAUCAUAGGAUCUAAUUGGCUGUUGGAAUCACCGGAAGUUGAAAGCGCUUAUUCCUUGCGUGGCUGUAGCACUCAAAAAUCUUCGCGAAUGAUCCGCUGUCAGCGGAGAGAUAAGGAUUUUGCUGUCUUUUUUAUUGUUUUCGGUCUUGUGGCAGGAAAAUAUGCUUUAAUAUGUGCCAUGGAUAUUCAGAAAAUUCAGAUGGUUUUGCAUAUCUUCUCAGGAUUUGCUUAAUUCAGCAGUACGGAUCGCGGGGUCGAAUACCUCUGCGGGUUGUUAACCUCCGAGUGCAAGUCGGAAUACUAUCCAUAAUUGAAACUGGUUUCAUUUGUAGAAACUUUAGCCGGGUAUGAUUUCUCUAAACGGGGCUGCAAGCUGAGGCUCACUUCCGAAAGAAACCUCAAUCGCCAGCUGAAGAAUUAGACGCAUAUCUCAUCGCUGUUCAAGGAUUUUUUGUAGGCAUUAUUAUAUGCUAGUGCUGCUAGUCUUAACGUAACAGAAUAGAAAUUUUAGUACUGUUUAAAAAUCGAGCGCGCCAUGUAAGUCAACAUAUUAAAAUGAGAACAUCGUCUCGCCUUCUUUUUGAAAACUUUUUACCUUCUACGCCAACAGAAAUAACCUUCAAGAUCUCCUUUAAUCUCGCUAGAAGUUUACUGUGACUGCGCUGACUGUUUUAUUUUCAGUUGAAAAAAGUUUAAGGCAAAAGCUAAUUUUUUCCGUCAGCGAAUCUGCAUUUUUCUCACGUACGAAAACUUUGCACACUAAAAAAAGCAUGAAAAGGAAGUUAAUUUUGGUUAGCUGAUUCGGCAAAUGUCAAUCAAUUAAAAAAGACGGCGGCAGACGUUUCAAAGAAGGUUUGUAUCAGACUCUCAUUUCGUUUUGCGUCGCCCGCCGGAAUGUUAUUCACAGAGCGAAACCAUCUCAGGUUACUUGGUGAUCGAUCAAAGAGGCUGAUCGAAGGGGGAAAUAUGUCACGUGCAAUUUUUGCUAAAAUCGCAUUGAAUAAAUGUCAGUAGUAUAUGGGACCGAGUGAUCUGGGUUUUUUGGGUUGAAUCAACUUUUGUGUGAAUACAAUAAUAUUUACGAAGAUGACGUCAUGGUCUUGUGACUGUCUUUACCUCAUGAACAAGAUGCGGUCGAAUCUCAUUAAUCUAAGGUGAAGUGAUGGUUGUGAAGGAAAAACAAUUAAAAUUUAAAGUUUACUAGUUUCUGUAACUAUUCCGUGCUACCCUCUUUAAAUAAAGUGUAUUAUUAUUAUUACUAUUGUGGUGGUGGUGGAGGAAAAAAACAAUGAAAAUUGCUGUGGUGGUGGUAGUGGAGGACAAAAAGUGAAAAAUGAGGUGGACGAGGGGUAAAAACAAUAAAAAUGAGGAGGGGGAAAAACAAAAGAAAUGUGGUGGUGGUGGUGGUAUAUGGCUUCACUAUACACUAAACCGUGUUGAAAUGAAGGUUGAGACAUAAUUACUGUGGGGUCGAUGUAGAGCCGACAAUAUGCACGUGCUUCCCAUUCAAUAUAAAAAGCAGUAAUUAAAUCCACAAAAAACCGAAUAAUUCGGUGCCUUCUAUAUUACUUAUGUCAAAAUCCAUUACUUGAUGAAGUUUCCAGGAAGAAAUCGAAAGCUUGCGCUUAAGGUAAAAAAAAAAUGUAUAUAUAUUUUGAUUCGGACUUUUGUUAUAUUGCGCAGAGGACAUUGUUGAUUCGAAUAUUCUGAGCUGGGAUGCUGACAUGAGACAGACAUACAUCGACAAGUUGAUAUCCUACCUAGCCCCAGUCCUCACGUCUGGUUCAGUAGGAUGGAAAAAGUGUUACCAGGCAACAGUUCAUGGUUGGGACGCUGAAACCUUUCAUUACACUUGCAACAAGAAGGGUCCAACCGUUUGUAUUGUCCGGUAUGGGGACUACAUCUUUGGUGGUUACACUAGCAUUUCGUGGAAAGGUAAAUAAUAGUAUAGUUUUAUAGUCAUUUAGGACAACUAGGAUGAAAAAAAACGGGUUUGACACCAGAAAAAAAAAAAUUGAAAUAGUUUUAAUGAUAUUUUUGGCAAAAUCAUGGCAUUUUUUUUCUUCACUGGUUUCAUUUUCUUUUUCAUUUGUUUGUUUGUUUUUUGACGAAGUGCGCAGGUGCAUGAAUCUGUUGAUGUUCGUCACUUGAGCAAAGCCAAUCAAAAAGGUGAAAAAUUUCAGAGUCGUUGCCCGAUGGGUUUACCAGUUUGGAAAGUCACUUAUACAUUGCACCGUGUUGGAAUUAAAGCGUCUUUAGUUGCGCUGCAUGAGUGAAAGCGAUCCGAUGUGGAAGGAAGAAAAGAAAGCUCUGUUAUCAUUUUAAGGGGAGUGUUAAAAGUUGCCUGUCCAUGUAGCAACCUAAGGCAUACUCUGAGUUCGAAAUAAUCCUGUAACAAGACAAAUAUCAUAUCUAGAGGUACACAGAGAAUUGCUCAAAAAUGCUAUUUAAAAGUUAUACUGAAAGGAGCCACAGUAGUUAUCUACUGCAUUAAUAUGCUUUGGGCAGCAGCUACUUGUCUGAAUAAACUAUCCAUUUUCCCAGGUUAAGUCUGCAAGGUUCCUUAAAUACGUACUAAUAAAAGUGCUUUCAUGUAUUAUUUUUAACAGGUAUGCGUGGGGGUUUUUGUGGCUCCAGGAGUGAUAGUAAAGCGUUUCUGUUUACCCUGUAUAACACUAACGGUUCCUUUCCGGAGAAACUGGCAGUAACAAAUAACUACGCCGUCUAUGACUGUUACCCGUAUAUUGCGGUGUUUGGUAGUGGACAUGAUUUAAGGCUGUAUAACGGGAGAUAUAAUUCUACCAUUAGAUGUGGAUACUCCUACCCUUGCCCCCAGAAUUCAUUCCUUCCACAGACCUACUUUAUACCAAGUGAAAUCGAAGUAUUCUAUGAAGCAACUACGUAG
Porites lobata is the source of this 9816-nucleotide messenger RNA. The record is from the annotation of a GenBank genome assembly. NCBI's taxonomy places the organism in Eukaryota, Metazoa, Cnidaria, Anthozoa, Scleractinia, Poritidae.